AUGCUGUCGCGACGCUCCCUCGCCGUGGUCGGGUUCGCCCUCAUUUCGCUGGUUGUCCUGCUCGUCACAUCAAAACGGCUUGGCGAUUGGGGGUUUGACAGUCCGUAUUACCACGACCGGCCGGACCAUGGAUCGAAAAACGAUAAUACCAAUGCGACGGACGGCCACGGCCACGGCGAUUCUUGGGAUUCUGGCAUCAUGGUCGGCACCGAUGAUUUGCCCCCACGGCCAGGACGCGAUCCGCUCUGCGAUGCAUUCCCGGACACGUCGGGCAUCCUUCUGGUCAUGAAGACCGGUGCCUCCGAGGCAUAUGGCAAGGUCCCGACGCAGCUCAUGACGGUGCUGAAGUGCCUUCCGGAUUUCCUCAUCUAUUCCGAUAUGGACCAGCACAUUGCAGGCUACCACAUCCACGACAGCCUGGAGACGGUCCUGCCCGAGGCGAUGGAGGGCAACUCUGAUUUCGACCUGUAUCGACGACAGAAGUCCUGCCCGGUCGACCAGGACAACUGCAACAAGCUAGGAGACCCAGCGUCCGAGGGCUGGAAUCUCGACAAGUACAAGAACAUCCACAUCGCCGAGAAAGCAUACAACCUGAAGCCUGAUUACGACUGGUAUGUGUUUGUAGACGCCGACACCUACGUGCUUUGGCCAAACCUGGUGCAGUGGCUGCACAAGAUGAAGGCGUCCAGGAAGCGGUAUCUAGGAAGUGUCACCCUGAUCAACAACUUCAGUUUCGGCCACGGAGGAAGCGGGUAUGUCGUCUCGCGUGCCGCAAUGAAGGAUUUUGCUGGAAAGAACCCGGGAGUUGCAAACAAGUACGAUAUUCGUGCCAAGAGCGAGUGUUGCGGCGAUUACCUCUUCGCUCUGGCGUUGAAGGAGCAUGCAGGACUUUCUGUAGAGCAGGUGUGGCCGACCAUCAACGGUGAAAAGCCAAACACGCUUCCAUUUGGGCCAUCGCACUGGUGCCACCCGAUCGUGACGAUGCACCACAUGAACAGCGAGGAAAUCUCUAGCUUCUGGGAGUUCGAGCGCCGACGAUACGCCGCACAGAACCUGCCCACCGCACCGCCCGUCCUGACUAUGAAGGACAUCUACACCGAGUUCCUUGCCCCGAAGCUGCAACACAAGCGCGAGGACUGGGACAAUCUCUCAGACGAUUGGUACUACCUGGACAAGGACUCGAAAGACCACGAGUGGGAGGACUGGCGACUGGGCCGCACCCGGCAGGAGUCUGACAUGAACGAGUUGGAGAAGAAAGCGCACUUGAGCUUUGAGAACUGCCGCAAGGCUUGCGAGAGCGUGGACGAGUGCUUCCAGUUCCGGUGGUCAAAUGACUGCUGUGGGUUUAGCAAAGCUUUCAUGCUGGGCAAGCCGGUGAAGAAAGACAGCAACGAGAAGAAACGCUCAAUGAGCGGCUGGGCCGUUGAGAAGAUUCAUAAGUGGAUCGAUGAGCAGGGCGAGUGUAAGAAGAUCAACUGGCCGGGUCUUUGA
Messenger RNA from Phaeoacremonium minimum UCRPA7, 1491 nucleotides. RefSeq names its product putative glycosyltransferase family 31 protein. The record is from RefSeq and is a predicted model, not a curated record. The transcript is spliced from 3 exons. Bases 1 to 1491 code for a protein of 496 amino acids. Gene Ontology annotation, molecular function: glycosyltransferase activity. Gene Ontology annotation, cellular component: membrane. NCBI's taxonomy places the organism in Eukaryota, Fungi, Ascomycota, Sordariomycetes, Togniniales, Togniniaceae.